UUUACGGUUUUUCCGGGUAACUGUUGUGACGUGUAUUCCCUUUUCGGACCCCAUGCUUUUUGGCUUUGGCUCGCUAUCUAAUGUUUGAAAGUUAACUUAAUCUGUAAAAUAAAAUACAUAAAAUGGGGGGAAAGAAUAAACAGCGAACGAAAGGAAACGUUCGGCCGUCCAGCAGCGGGCGGGCUGCCGAGUUGCUGGCCCGGGAGAGUGGUGUCGUUCCCGGGUUCGUGGGGUUCGCCACCACAACGACCACAGAGCCGGGCUAUGUGCCUGCUGUCCAUGGGGCAGAGGAGAUCGACAACCUGGUUGAUGCUGACUUCCGCCUGGUGUUGAGGAAACUAUCAAAGAGAGACACGGUCACCAAACUGAAGGCAGCACAGGAGUUUGGGGCUAUGUGUCAGGAGCGGGACUCAGAGGUCGUUAAAGGAGUUCUACCUUACUGGCCCAGGAUCUACUGCAAGAUUUCAAUGGACCACGACCGACGUGUGAGAGAGGCCACCCAGCAGGCGUUUGAACAACUGGUCCUGAAGGUGCGGCGUAGUCUAGCCCCCUACCUGAAGAGUGUGAUGGGCCACUGGCUGCUGUCUCAGUGUGACAGCUAUCCUCCUGCUGCCUCUGCUGCCUGCCAGGCCUUCAACGCUGCCUUCCCCCCCAGCAAACAGGCUGAGGCUCUUAGCUUCUGCAAGGACGAGGUUCUCACUGUACUUCAAGACAACUUGCUGAAGGAGACGGCAGACACCCUAAGUGACCCACAGAGUGUACCAGAGGAGGAGAGGGAGGCGAAGUUUAUCCGCCUGCUUACCAGCUCUCUACUGGGGGUGAAGAGACUGCUGUCCUCCUUACCCCAGACAGACACACACAACCUGCAGGACAGACUGACACACCUCCUCAACCAGGCCAAGUUCUGGAAGUACAGCAGACACAAGACCCCACAGGUGCGUGGUGCUUUCUUCGAGGUGGUGUCUUCCCUGUGUGAACACACUCCAGGUCUCAUGCAGACUGAGGCUGCCAGAGUAUGUCCCGCUGUUCUACUGUCUAUAGACGACACGGACCCUGUGGUGCUGCCUCCUCUCUGGGAAGCUGUACUCCACACGCUCUCCACCUUAACAGACUGUUGGAGUCAUGUCAACGCCAGGAAGGCUGUUCUGCCUAAACUGUGGUCCCUGUUAAAGGAUGGGGGUAAAGGUUUGGCUACAGCCCUCCACCCUAACCUGCUACCCCUCAUCAGUAAACUACCCACUGAGGUCACGACACCUGACCUAGACUUCUACACAACCUUCUACAGCUGUCUCAUACAAGGCUUGUCCAGUGAGCGUGCUGUGUCCAGUCCUUCAGAGAGUGCAGCUAUCGUGGUGUCAGCAGUAGAGUGUUUGAGAUACACUCUGUUACAGAACACUGGGGAGGAGGAGGAACACACACGGAUACGCACCGUGCUCCUAGAACAACAGCUCCUCCCCCUCAUCGACAGUGCCUUGGGAAGCCCCUCCCUCCAAGCCGGUCCCCUUUUCCCAUUGGUUACGGACAUGCUCGUCUCCUGGGAGAAGAGGGCUGGACUUCAGGAUGUGGGUGUGCUUAGCGAGGGAGAGAACGAAGUUGUCUUUGAUAGGCUGCUGGCGGACUUCUGGGAGGGGCUUAGGGUGAUGUUAGCCCGUCGUGUACAGAGUGACAGUCUGGAGCGGAAAGACCUAGAAGGAAUGUCCUCGCUGCUACAGGUGAUGCAGAGCCCAGUGAGUGCCGGCAGGAAGCAGACCAAGAAGAAGAGAUCGGUGAAGAUCUGUUUCUCUGAGCCAGAGAGUUCUGGUUCUCCAGAGGAAGAGGGCGAGGUGGCGCUGAAGUGUGCCCAGCUGGAGACCCCCGAGCUGGGCCAGGAGACGGCCGAGGGCCCCCUGAAAAGCUGGCACCUGGAGGAGAUUGUCUGUCAGCAGGCACAGAUCAGUUACUCCCAUGUGAAUGAUAAAAACUCGGAGAGACAUCUGGUGUACCUCUCUCUUCUCCUUCGCUCCUUCCAUACCCCCAGGGUCUUCACUAUGCUGCUCAUCACAUCAGAAGAGGAGAAGUUAAAAGGGAAGGAUGAACAGAAGGCAGAUGGAGGAGGGGGAGGUGGCGUGCCCCACCCCAGUAACCCUGCUGUGCGGUUUCUACUGGAGCGUGUGGUGUUGUGGCUGGGGCAGGAGGACAGGAGAGACACCAGCUACCUGGUAGAGAUGGUGUACAGUUCUCUACGCUGUUGCAGUCCACAGGAGACCACACGCAUCCUCAACCAUAUCACCACGAUGGAUCUAAAAUGGGGAGUUCUUCUCCAGAUCAUACAAAAGGCGUGUGCGGACCCUGUAUCUCUGCAGGCGUGUGGUGAUUGGUUUAAGGGCUCCGUGCUGGGUGAGCGGCUGCUGGGGUUGGCUGAGGAGCUGUGUGAGGUGGGACUUAAAGGCUCCGGCUCCGCCCCUAAUAGGGACAGCUGGGCUCUGAUCAGCCUAGCGUUGUCUCAGCAUCAUAAUAAUGAGCCCCUGAUAGGAGCUGUGUACGUGGAGAAGAUGAUAGCCAAGCUCCAUGCUACCCUGUCGGCGGCUAAAGGUCUGUCUGAGAGGGGUAACCUGGAGCCGCUGGUGUGUUUCAUCUGUGAUGUGGCCUCCACGUUCUUCACCUCCGUAACACACUGCCUCCUACUGGCCUCCGCUGAGGAGCUACUGCUCACUGUCUUCACACUCACCGCACAGGACCAGACACACACACACCUGUCAGACUCCCUGCUGAAGAAGCUGAGUCAGGUGUGUCAUGCCGGUGUCCUCUCUUUGGUCCAUCACUCGGGGUCAGAGGUGAAGGAGGGCAGCUUCCUAUACAGCGCUGCAUUCUGGGUCAAAACCCAGCUGCUCACCUCCUCCCUGGGAGUCAAAAGUCUGCAGGUGUUGGUUCUAGCAGUCCAGAGACUAGCUGACACACUGAGAUCUGUUGGUCAGCGAGGCUCCGCCCACCUCUCCCAGUUCCUCUCCUUCCUGACUCCCAGCCAAUCAGAGUGGAGCAAGAUCAGACAGGCCCUGCCCCCUCAGUGGGUGAGGUCUCCCCUGCUGUCUGGACGGCUGAGGAUGGUCUCUGACUACCCCUGUGUGGAGGUCUGGAAGGUCAGAGGCUCUAGCAGACUGCCUGCCCACCUGUGUGUGUGUGCCCUGCUGACCAGAGUGGUCUAUGACACAGAUAUGACUGCUACUACUGGUACUGCUGUUGCUACGGCUGCAGUGUGUCCAGAUGACCAGGAGGGGGCAGGAGACUACAUGAAAGACUUCAAACACACAGUUUGUGAGCUGCUGUAUGCAGUGCAGUGGUGCAGGGAGAUGGACUAUAGUCCUGCUCUAGUAACAGAGUACUACACUUUGUUGAAGGACUGGGACCUAACAGACCGUAUAGACAACCAAGGACCAGCCACUGAUAUACUGGACACACUCUACAGCAGAUCACUAGAGGAGGGGGGACUGUGGUCGCUGACUCUACAGAACUACAUAUACACCAACCACGUGGCUGAAACAGCUGGCACCAUCAACACACUCUGUGGCAGCCCAGACAGUCUAUUCCCCCUGUCAGAGAGCAGGCUCAGUACUCUACAGGUGCUGUGUCCCUAUCUGACCACAGAGGAGAGAGAACGUCUAAUUUCCCUGGCUGCCGCUGGCAUACUCAACUGGCAAGAGGACCCCAGUGUGUGUGGGUGUGUGUCGGUGCUGUUGUGCUGUCUCAAGGCCUCUACACCGGUCCAGGAGGAGCUGCUAACAGCUGUACUGGCCACCAUGAUGGAAUGGAGAAACAGCAAAGAAGACUGGUUUCUAUUCAGCAGUGACCUGUCCAAGACGACCGCGGCCCAGCUGUCUCUCAGCGUGGAGAUGAUGCGUUUCCUGUCUCGGCUGGUGACUCAUUCUCCCACAAUCCUCGGGGGCAGCCAGUGGGACUUCCUGCUCUGCUCCAUGCUGGCCUGGCUAGAGACUACUAGUGAUAACGUGGGGUGUCUGUGGAACCCCUGGGUGCAGUUGUUGAUGUGUGAGAUCUGUGAGCUGAUCGUGCAGCUGAACCAGUUCUUCACAGCGCCCCCGUCUGGUGUGGAUGACCUACUGCCCUCAGAGCUGACCGCGGAGUGGAACGACUUCUUCAUAGAGGGAAUAUACAGCCUGAUGCUGCCCCUGCCUGGCAAGAUCACUGAGGCCUUCAAGGAGCCAGACGAUCCACUGUUCCCAUUGGCUGUCUUGCGGUCUGUGGGCAUGGCUCUGACCUACGUCCCGCUGCAGCAGCUUACCCAUAAUUCCUUGCCAGCGCGGUUCGUGGCAGACCAGAAGACAAGCCUACCUGAGGCACUGCAGACUCUACUCAACACACUAACUCCUUUGCUGCUGUUCAAAGCCAGACCGCUGCAACUCACUGUCUACCACAUACUAGACAAGGUAAUGCCUACUCUCCCAGAGUGUGAUGGAGAAGGAGAUGACACCAAGCCAGAGGACGAUGGAGAGGAACCGUGCCUGUCUCCCCCGGCAGCUCUGAUGACCCUCCUCUCUACGUGUGAGGAGUUGUGUGAGAGCAUCAUGGUAGGAGUGUGUGUAGGGGAGUUUGCAGUGGUUCAACCGCUCUCUGUGGAAUACUCCUGUAUCCUGGCCUACCUGCUGGCCUGGAAACUACUGCUGUCCUUCUUCAAGGCUUCUCCCUCCCACGUAAGUCUACGACUGAGUGAGUGACUGACUGAGUGAGUG
Molecule: messenger RNA, 4721 nt
Organism: Salvelinus fontinalis (brook trout)
Lineage: Eukaryota; Metazoa; Chordata; Actinopteri; Salmoniformes; Salmonidae
Gene: ltn1
Product: listerin E3 ubiquitin protein ligase 1
Exons: 29
Coding region: 123-4706 (1527 amino acids)
Biological process (GO): rescue of stalled cytosolic ribosome; ribosome-associated ubiquitin-dependent protein catabolic process
Cellular component (GO): cytosol; RQC complex
Molecular function (GO): ribosomal large subunit binding; ubiquitin protein ligase activity
Source: RefSeq, a predicted model, not a curated record